Messenger RNA from Oryza brachyantha (malo sina), 2212 nucleotides. RefSeq names its product myb-related protein 308. NCBI's taxonomy places the organism in Eukaryota, Viridiplantae, Streptophyta, Magnoliopsida, Poales, Poaceae. The record is from RefSeq and is a predicted model, not a curated record. Bases 182 to 1051 code for a protein of 289 amino acids. The transcript is spliced from 3 exons.
GCUCCCACAAAGCAUCACCCACCUGCACAAGCCGCUCGCUCGCUCAUCUUCUUCGGUUCUUCAUCCUGUGUUUCUUCUUGUGCAUCUGCUCUCUCUGCAACCAAAUAUCAAGAAGAGAGCUUUUCUUUCAAUCGGUGUGUAUAUAUAGUGAUCUAGGUGAGGCUGAGCUAGAUAGCCUGGCAUGGGGAGGUCCCCAUGCUGCGAGAAGGCGCACACCAACAAGGGAGCCUGGACGAAGGAGGAAGACCAGCGGCUCAUCGCCUACAUCAAGGCCAACGGUGAGGGAUGCUGGAGGUCGCUCCCGAAGGCAGCAGGGUUGCUGCGGUGCGGGAAGAGCUGCCGGCUGCGGUGGAUCAACUACCUGAGACCGGACCUGAAGAGAGGCAACUUCACCGAGGAGGAGGACGAGCUCAUCAUCAAGCUUCACGAACUGCUCGGCAACAAGUGGUCGCUGAUCGCCGGGAGGCUGCCGGGGAGGACGGACAAUGAGAUCAAGAACUACUGGAACACGCACAUCAAGCGCAAGCUCCUCGCCCGCGGCGUCGACCCGCAGACGCACCGCCCGCUCAAUGCCGCCGCCGCCGACCACCACAGCCAGCUCCAGGCGCCGCGCCGGUUCGCCGCCGCGGCUGCGUCAGCAGGGCACCCGCACCACCACCCUGACCACUUCGCCGUCCUCUCCAACUCGCCCGAGGCAUGCAGCCACAGCAGCGACGACGAGCCCAGCUCCGCCACUCCGCCGCCGCCGCCGCGGCACCUCGGCAUCGACCUCAACCUUUCCAUCAGCCUAGCUCCAUACCAGCCGCAGAGCGAGCAGCUCAAACAGGAGGAGGAAGACGACGCGGCAGCGACGACGACGACGACGGCGAGCGGCGCCGGCAGCAAUGCGACGGCGGUGUGCCUGUGCCUGAACCGCCUCGGGCUCCACGGCGGCGAGGUUUGCAGCUGCGGCCGCGGCGGCGCUCCCUCCAUGCAGGCCAGCACGCACAUGUUUAGAUUCAUCACACCGCUAGGAGGCGGCCACAACAGUACUAGCACAACAAUGACAUAAUUAAGAUGAGGGAAGAGAUAAUCAUAUAUACACUACUUAACUAGCAAUUAAAACCCAGCCACACAUGCUUAGCUCUUUGUAAUAUUCAUCAGGAAAUGUGAUCUCUUUUUUAUUUUUUUUCCCCUUAUUUGCAGCCUCGGACAGAGUGAUCACCAUCAUGCUUCAUCCAUAAUCUUGGUGACAUGGUUCAUGACUAUGCUCUAGCUACUGUUUCCUUUGCCUCCCUCUAGUUUUCUUUUAACUCCAUAUACAGGCAAGACAUAGAUAGCUCAUGAUCUGCCAUUAGAUCUAAGCAUGCUCUUUUGGAUACCUCAUAGAAUGCAUCACUCAACACAUAGCUUUCCAAACACUUUAUUUCUCCCCCAUGCAGCUUGGACCUUUUGCAGCUUGUUUUUAUGGCUCUUUUUAUGUGGGAGAUGCUCUUGAUUGGCCAAAGAUGAGGGAUGGUAAGGACACAUACUGAUGAAAGGGAAGGAUGAGGUGCUGUGGUUGUGGUGCUGCUGGUGGUUAUGGGAAGUUAGGUUUCUUGAUGAGUGUUUGCAAUCACAUGAGCAGCCAGUGAGAAAAGGAGGCACAAGUUUUAAAAGAGAAAAACAAUAAAGAAAAAGGUGUCUUGUAGAUAGAGAGGGAGGAGGAGGAGAUCAGAGAAGAGAUCAGGGGAGACAGUGGAGGGCAUGUGAGAUGCUCUCUCAUUUGUUUGGGUUUGGUAGGUAGGUUGGUACAAGGGAUGGGGAAGAUGUUAAUGAAGGGGAUAAAGUGCCAUCCAGGAGGGGGCAUGGUUUGAGGAGCUUUUGGUUAGUUAAUGACUUAACAGUCGGAGCUUGGCUUGUGGUUUGUCCUUUGGUGGAUGCUGGUAGCUGGUAGGGGUAAUUAGUAUUUUAGUCAUGUAUCAGCAACUGUGGGCCAGGGAGGGUUAAGAGGUGUAAGCACAAGUAGAAUGUCAGUCAGUGGCCUCCCUGACUGAUCUCUCUAGUCCCAUCCUGCCUAUAUGUUCCUUCUCGUUCCAUAUAGCAGACAGUAGAGGUUUGCAUGUUCCUCAAUGGGCAUAAUUUUCCUUUGGCAUCUAAGUAUAACUCAGGAUUAGGAUGUGUUUUUUUUUUCAAAAGAUAAAACUCAUAUAAAUGGGAUCCUCUGUAGACUGUCUCUGCAGUACAGGCUAUG